Eutrema salsugineum is the source of this 596-nucleotide messenger RNA. Its product is annotated as basic leucine zipper 6. The record is from RefSeq and is a predicted model, not a curated record. The transcript has 4 exons. Gene Ontology annotation, cellular component: nucleus. NCBI's taxonomy places the organism in Eukaryota, Viridiplantae, Streptophyta, Magnoliopsida, Brassicales, Brassicaceae. The coding region runs from base 70 to 519 and encodes 149 amino acids. Gene Ontology annotation, biological process: positive regulation of DNA-templated transcription. Gene Ontology annotation, molecular function: DNA binding; DNA-binding transcription factor activity.
UACUCACAGUACAGAAGGUAGCAAACUUUCUUUCUUGUCUUCUUUUAGUUUGAUUGCAACAACAACUCCAUGUCAGAGCCGCGCUUCCCCGUGCCAAGGUCGUUUCAAGUGUCCAAUAGUGGAAGCCAAGAGGAAGAGAAGAAAGCAGGUUACGUCAACUAUGAAGUAGAGCCAGGCUUCACCAUUCGUCUGCGUCAGAAUAUUGACCCUGCCAUGGACCCUAAAAGGCUCAAACGCAUACUUUCGAACCGUGUUGCGGCGCAGAAGUCAAGGUGGAAGAAGCUUCAAUAUGUUGAAGAUCUAGUGAAGAAAUCCAAGGAGCUUCAUAGGCAGGUGAGUGUGUUGCGUUGUCAAGUAGGGAUGGCGAGCGAGCAGAAGCGAUGCCUAGAGGAUGAGCAAAUGGAGCUUAAGGAGUGUAUCUCUGCUUGGUUUCAACAUUUUAUCUCCAAUGAAGGUGAGAUUGAGGCGUACAGAGCGGAGAUAGAGAGGCUGAAGAAGAAAAUGGCUAAUAUGAUUUGACUACCCUAUGCACCUCCUUAUUAUCUGGAUCCACCCAAAUUUCAUGUGUUUCGUAUUACAGAAUAUUUUUUUCAAAG